This is a messenger RNA of Scleropages formosus (Asian bonytongue), 2795 nucleotides long. RefSeq names its product F-box and WD repeat domain containing 8 (gene fbxw8). Lineage: Eukaryota; Metazoa; Chordata; Actinopteri; Osteoglossiformes; Osteoglossidae. Gene Ontology annotation, molecular function: protein binding. The transcript is spliced from 12 exons. The coding region runs from base 163 to 2091 and encodes 642 amino acids. The record is from RefSeq and is a predicted model, not a curated record.
CAGCACAAGACAACAGCAUUACACCACCGCAGCAAAACCACACACACGCUGCAACUGUCCACCGUCAUCUCCGAACAUACAUUCUAGAGGCGGAUAGAUUUAAUGGCCGGACCACAUGUUGUGAUGCACCCCAAGCUGCCGCGCAACUUGUCAUGAAGAAAGAUGGAAGACGAGGAUCUCUGGGAGUUUCGGGAGCGAUGGAAGCGGGAGCUGGAGGGAAGGGCUUCGAGCCCGAGACUGGCCGGAGGAGGAUGUGAGCGCCAAGAGCCGCGGAGGCGCGGCGGGGAUCUGGAAAACCAAAACGGGUACGCUGGAGCCGGCGGGGUGAACGGGGGCGUCGGGGCCGUGCGCGGCGACAGGAGCAGCAGGCGUGCGGAGAAUGCCUCGCAUAUGCCAGCCUGCAUGGCUAUGGUGGAGGAGCUGCUGGAGGGCAGGUUGACUUCGCUGAUGGCGAAGAUGAGUGACACGCAGAGUCGUAGGAGGAAGAGGCAUUCGGGCACGGCGAACCCCGGGCCCGGGGACGCGCCUCCGGCGAAAAGCCCCGGAACGGGCACUCUUGUGGAGCAGCUCAUUCGGGACUUGGACGAAAUUAACGAAGUGCCCUUCUUCGACGUGCAGCUGCCCUACGAGGUGGCGCUGAACAUAUUCAUGUUCCUGGGCCGGACGGAGCUGGGCCGCUGCGCUCAGGUGAGCAAAGCGUGGAAGGUGCUGGCAGAGGAUGAGGUUCUUUGGUACAGGUUGUGUCUGAAUGAGGGCUAUCACAGGGGAGCGAGUGUCUCUGACUCACCCUGCUGGAAGGGUACCCUACGCGACUGCAAGAGGACCAAAGACAACGUGCAACAUAACUGGAAGAACCGCAUUGGUGCCAUCAGUCAGCUACAGUAUGAGCUUGGGAAGGUGCUGUGUGAUGUUAGCUCCUGUGAGGAUCUUGUCAUCGCUGGGUACACGUCGGGUGAUGUCAGGCUGUGGGACACUCUUCACUGGGAUGCCGGGGCCUCGUUCCUGUGGCCCAACCGUUUGAGGGCAGAGGUGGCCCCCCGGCCUCACGUCAGCCAGGUGAAGAUCAACCAGUCCGUGGCAGUGGCGUCUUACACAGAUGGAUCAGUGGAUGUGUGGAGUACAGAGAGCGGCCAGGAACCUGUUCACCAUUAUCAGCAGCUCCAAGGUGUGCAGACUGUGGCUCUUGGGCCGAAGGCGGUCGCAGUGGCCACUGCAUCUGGUACACAGGUGCGUGUCGACAGUCCAGAAGACUCGGGUUCCUGGACAACGCUGUGCCAAGCAGAGCUCCAUGCACCCGUCGAGUCCCUUCUCCUGGUACCUGAGCACCUGGAGGGCCCCCUGGCAGCGGUGGCCGCCGGAGACAGCGUGUACCUGCUUGGACCGGGGAGGGGCCCUGAUGUGCUGCACUCCAUCUAUGGACACCCCGUGACCUGCCUGGAUGUUAGUGCUGUGCGAGCAGCGCUUGGUGUCAAGAGCUGUGGUUGGGCCAUGAACGAUGGGGGUAACAAGAUUCAGGUGUACAGCUUGGCAACGGGUCAGCUGGAGGUGUCAGUGGGGAGCUCUGCAGGAGACUUCACCUGUGUCAACCUGAAAGACAGCCCAGCCCACCUCCUGGUGUGUGGCAACAAAGAUCGAAGGGUGAGGCUGUUUGACCUGCGCACCGGCUCCUCUGUGGUGUCACUGUACGCCCACCACCUCGGCGUGACCACUGUCCAGGCAGAUGACUGGAAAAUUGUCAGUGGAGGCAUAGAGGGACUGGUCUGCGUCUGGGAGAUGAGGACAGGGGCCAAGUUGUGGGAGAUGCACAACAGGCAUCCUGUGCGACAUCUCUCCUUUGGAGUGAGCAGGCUGGUGACGGCCAACAUCCCAGAUGAGAAGUUGCCCCGCGGGGCCUGCAUCACGGACGACGACCUGACUGCUCACCGCAGGCACAGAGGUGUCAUCUGCCUUUAUGACUUCUCUGUGGAUGCAACUCAGCCAGACCACGUUCUACCCAUCUGUCGGUCCAACUACACCGAGUCCACUGGUUACAACUACAACAUUGGCCUUGUCGUGCCCUAUGAUGACCUCUCUGGACCUCAUGCCCCUUGACCCCUCAUUCACAGAUACCUUGGACUGGAUGUGAUCCUCUCGUUACCUGAAAAUAAAUCGGGGAUACUCAAAAUGUACCUUUUUUAUCUUCCUUUUAUUCUUAACUAAUGUUCAUGUCUUUUUAACCAUAACUAGUUCUAAAGACAGAUAUUCUUUAGAAUGGGGCACCAUGAAGCUUUUGUGUUAGUUUUUUCAUUAAAUCAGUUUUAGUGAUCACUCGGAUGCCAAGCUUGUAACAAAAUUGUAAAUACAGAAUGUGAAAGUAUACAUAUAAACUUGUGUAUGAAUAUAUUUUGACUUUUAUAUACUGUAAUAAAGGUUCCAUUACAGGUGGUUAAUAUGUUACAUGUCAUGAAUGCAGACUGGCUUUUCCUUGAUCUUUAAAGCCCAGUUAAAUGUCUGUCAGGCUCACACACUAAAAUCCAGAUCCUACAGAGAUCCAAAGACUACACUGGGUUCUCAAAUUAUAAACACAGUUGGGACUAAAGUCUGUCUGUCUUUCUGUCCGGUGCAUUAUUACCAGUUAAAGCUUAAUACAGGCAUUACCCAAUUUAGUCACAAUCUAAGUUCUGUAAAAAACCUCAGAUAAAGAUGUCAGGAAUUAAAAGUUCACUGUAAGACUUUGCUCUGUUUGCUGCAUAGAUUCUGUAAAAGUCUCAGAUACAGUUUCAGUAUACAGGUGGUCCCCGAUUUACAAUGGUUCA